Triplophysa dalaica is the source of this 1139-nucleotide messenger RNA. RefSeq names its product protein tilB homolog. The record is from RefSeq and is a predicted model, not a curated record. The transcript is spliced from 7 exons. Bases 184 to 996 code for a protein of 270 amino acids. Gene Ontology annotation, molecular function: protein binding. NCBI's taxonomy places the organism in Eukaryota, Metazoa, Chordata, Actinopteri, Cypriniformes, Nemacheilidae.
UUGACCUCGGCGCGCGGAUCACUGAACCUGGUGGCGUUUCGCGCAUGCGCAGAACUCGCACUCACCUGUCGCACUUUAACACGACUGCUAUUCCACCAUCAAUGGGAAAGCGCGUUAUAUUCUUCAUUGAUAACAAUCUUAACUGCGUGUCGAUGCCAAAGGGAUCUGUCAGAACCGAAGGAGAUGUCCGAAAGUUCCUCUGGAGUGAUUACCAGCAGUGAAAGUUUUCCUAAGUCUCAAUCUCACUUCUCUGAGUUAAGCGAUACACACACUCCUCUCUCGGUGGAACUGACUCCAGACUCCGGCAUUGUUGCCACACCACUGCCAUCCAGUCGGUUCAGGUUCGCCUCGUGGCACUGUUUAGAGGAGCAUGAUGUGCGUGGAGACCAGCUCGCCUGCCCAAGAGUCAGAGAGGGCCCCGCUGAAGAGGAGCUGUCUGUUAACAGCGAAGACAUAUUUCUCAGAGGCGGCAGGAGAAAGAGGAGAGAGGAGGGAACACAGAAAUGGGAGGAGAGACUUCAGGAGAACUGGGAGAACUGUGCGGUACUGAACUUGUCUUAUCAGGAUCUGGGUGAUCCAUACCAGCUAGAGAACUUUACUCGUAUUCUGAAGAGACUCAUUCGAGUGGAACAUCUUCAGCUGGUGGACAACUCCCUGAAAGAUCUCAGUUCUGUCAGACUGCCAAGAUGUAAAAUCCUAAAUCUUCAUCGGAACCAUUUGACGUCCGUCCGUCAGCUGCCAAAAGUUCCCGCUAUCCAGCACUUGUGCCUGUCUGAAAACAGUAUUUCCUCCCUGAGUGAGUUGUGUCUGCUGAGGAACACGCCGCUGCGGUCUCUGACCCUGAAACGCAACCCCUGCCAGUUUCUGGAGCACUACCGCUCACGCGUGUUCGCCUGUUUGCCAAACCUCCUGGUUCUGGAUGGCAUCCCAAAGCUGCCGGAAGAUUGCGUUCCUCCUCCGUCACCGGCGGCAGCCAGGUUUUGUAUUAUUCUGUGACGGCAGCUCUUGAAUUUAAGCCUCGAAGACAGAACCUAAAGCCAAUGUCUAAUCCAGUGUACUGUCAAAUACUGCAAGUCUCUGUAAUGCAACGUUUUCAAUGAUCAUGUGCAUUUUCAUGACAAAUUAAAGCUAUUUAUGUA